GCGUUCGCAGGAAGUGCUUCUGUUGUUGAAACCCGUGAGCUAACUAUGAAGAGACCCCGCAGCGGAAACUAGUCCACAAUCUAUCUGAUGUUCCUCCUUCAACAUGCGUGAAUGCAUCUCCAUCCAUGUGGGUCAGGCCGGUGUCCAGAUUGGCAAUGCAUGCUGGGAGCUCUACUGCCUGGAGCACGGCAUCCAGCCCGAUGGACAGAAGCCCAACGACAAGACCAUCGCCGGGGGAGACAACUCCUUCAACACCUUCUUCAGUGAGACCGGAGCUGGGAAGCACGUCCCCAGAGCUGUGUUUGUGGACCUGGAGCCCACUGUCAUUGACGAGGUGCGUAUCGGGACCUACCGGCAGCUGUUCCACCCCGAGCAGCUUAUCACCGGGAAGGAGGAUGCGGCCAACAACUACGCCCGCGGGCACUACACCGUCGGCAAAGAGGUCAUCGACCUGGUGCUGGACCGGAUCCGCAAACUGUCAGACCAGUGCACGGGUCUUCAGGGGUUCCUGGUCUUCCACAGCUUCGGGGGCGGCACCGGCUCUGGCUUCACCUCCCUGCUGCUGGAGCGCCUGUCGGUCGACUACGGCAAGAAGUCCAAGCUGGAGUUCGCCAUCUACCCGGCCCCCCAGGUGUCCACGGCGGUGGUGGAGCCGUACAACGCCAUCUUGACCACCCACACCACCCUGGAGCACUCCGACUGCGCCUUCAUGGUGGACAACGAGGCCAUCUACGACAUCUGCCGCAGGAACCUGGACAUCGACCGCCCCUCGUACACCAACCUCAACCGGCUGAUGAGUCAGAUCGUCUCCUCCAUCACCGCCUCCCUGCGCUUCGACGGGGCCCUGAACGUGGACCUGACGGAGUUCCAGACCAACCUGGUGCCCUACCCCCGCAUCCACUUCCCGGUGGCCACCUACGCCCCGAUCAUCUCCGCCGAGAGGGCCUACCACGAGCAGCUGACCGUGGCCGAGAUCACCAACGCCUGCUUCGAGCCCGCCAACCAGAUGGUGAAGUGCGACCCUCGCCACGGUAAAUACAUGGCCUGCUGCCUGCUGUACCGCGGCGACGUGGUGCCCAAAGACGUCAACGCCGCCAUCGCCACCAUCAAAACCAAGAGCACCAUCCAGUUUGUGGACUGGUGCCCCACCGGCUUCAAGGUGGGCAUCAACUACCAGCCGCCCACCGUGGUGCCCGGCGGAGACCUGGCCAAGGUGCAGAGGGCCGUGUGCAUGCUGAGCAACACCACCGCCAUCGCCGAGGCCUGGGCCCGACUCGACCACAAGUUCGACCUGAUGUACGCCAAGCGGGCCUUCGUCCACUGGUACGUCGGGGAGGGGAUGGAGGAGGGGGAGUUCUCUGAGGCCAGAGAGGACAUGGCCGCCCUGGAGAAGGACUACGAGGAGGUGGGGCUCAGUUCUGGUGACGGUGACGGUGAAGAAGAGGGGGAGGAGUUUUAGACCGCUUCACUGGGAGCCAUGUUCUGUAGAAUAGAUGCUUCCUGUUGAGCAGACAGGAAGUGGACGCUGUUUAAAGAGGAAGUAGAGUUCCAAAGAUUAUCUUGUGAAGAUGUUUAUUUUUAUGAUGAGUUCCAACAUUAAAUGUUUUUUAUUACUUCAUAUGUUCAGAGUUAAUGUGUCAAUAAAGUUCCCUUGGCCUGUU
Cyclopterus lumpus (lumpfish) is the source of this 1661-nucleotide messenger RNA. RefSeq names its product tubulin alpha-1B chain-like. Gene Ontology annotation, molecular function: structural constituent of cytoskeleton; GTP binding. Gene Ontology annotation, biological process: microtubule cytoskeleton organization; mitotic cell cycle. The record is from RefSeq and is a predicted model, not a curated record. Bases 104 to 1459 code for a protein of 451 amino acids. The transcript is spliced from 4 exons. Lineage: Eukaryota; Metazoa; Chordata; Actinopteri; Perciformes; Cyclopteridae. Gene Ontology annotation, cellular component: microtubule; cytoplasm.